AUGGCCAAGGAUGUGGAUGGAGGCUUGCGGAGAUUGAAUCUGGGUAUUGCUUUGAUGUUGGCUGCUUCUGCUACGUCGGGGUAUAAUGCUAGUCAGAUCAAUAGUUUGCUGGUGUUACCCGAGUUUGCCGUUUUCUUGAAGGAUCUCAGCGCCAAUGCCGAAGGCCUUAUCAUCGCCGCGGUCUCUUUAGGUUCCUUUUUAACCUUUAUUCCUGCUUCAUACGUUGCCGACAGGCUAGGCCGUCGGCCUUGCGUUGCUAUCGGUGCUACACUCGUUAUCCUGGCUUCGAUAGUCCAGGUAGCAGUCCAACGACCUUGGAUCUUUUUCGGUGCCCGAAUCGUCACAGGAGCUGGCGUGGGCUUUUCACAAACAGCUGCACCGCUACUCAUUGCUGAAGCGGCACACCCUCGCCAACGAGGAGUCCUCACAAGUCUCUAUAAUGCGCUUUGGUUUUGUGGCUCGAUAACCGCGGCUGGUAUCGCGUUUUCUACUCUGGGUAUUCAAGACAGCUGGUCAUGGCGGGUUCCUUGCAUGCUGCAGGUUUUGUUUCCGCUCUUUCAAUUGGCAGGACUAUUCGUCAUCCCGGAGAGUCCUAGAUGGCUGGUUUCCAAGGACAGGAAGGGUGAGGCUAGAGCUAUGCUGGUGCGGUACCAUGGAAAUGGAGACCUGAGCAGUGCGCUUGUGCAAGAAGAAUACGAUCAGAUCUGCAGCAGCAUCAGUGCCGAAGCAGACAUGAAGGCCUGCUCUGGGUGGAGUGCUUUUCUCAGUAGUCGAGGUGAUGUGCAUCGCUUGUCAAUCUGUAUCCUCAUGGGAUUCAUGCAGGAGUGGACAGGAAAUGGCGUUACUUCUUACUACCUUCCUCCCAUCUUGGCCUCAGUUGGAAUUAAAAAUGCCGCCCACCAAGCAGCAGUGAACAUUAGCCUCCAGGUCUGGAAUCUGAUUUUUGCCGUCGGUGGAGCCAGUACCUCAGGCCGAUACGGCCGCCGCGUCCUAUGGCUUAGCGCAACGACCCUCAUGAUGAUUUUCUUAUCCACAUCAACAGUCAUGACAGCUCUGUUCUCCGAGCUAAACAUAAUCGAAGCAGGCAUUGCCGUGAUUCCUAUGCUCUUCCUCUUCUGUGCCGCAUACGACUUUGCAUAUAUGCCCCUCUUCAUCGCAUAUCCCGCCGAGAUUCUCCCAUUCCAGCUUCGCGCAAAGGGUCUCGCUAUUACCCUGACUACAGACUCACUUGCCUGUUUCUUUAAUCAGUACGUCAAUCCAGUGGCAUUUGCGGCACUACGCUGGAGAUAUUUCCUCCUCUAUGUUGGGUGUCUGGUUGUCUUCCUUGGCGUGGUAUACUUCCUCUUCCCAGAAACGCAGGGACGGUCUCUGGAGGAUGUUGCACGCAUAUUCGAAGACGGCAAGAUUCUUCAAGUCAUGUCACCUGUCGAUUCGGAGGGGGAGGGUGAGUCCGAGCGGUCUUUUGAGAAGACCUCUUUUGCUGUUAAGUCUGAUCUGUGA
Penicillium longicatenatum is the source of this 1500-nucleotide messenger RNA. RefSeq lists its product as uncharacterized. The transcript has 3 exons. Gene Ontology annotation, biological process: carbohydrate transport; transmembrane transport. Bases 1 to 1500 code for a protein of 499 amino acids. Gene Ontology annotation, molecular function: carbohydrate:proton symporter activity. The record is from RefSeq and is a predicted model, not a curated record. NCBI's taxonomy places the organism in Eukaryota, Fungi, Ascomycota, Eurotiomycetes, Eurotiales, Aspergillaceae. Gene Ontology annotation, cellular component: membrane.